CGAGCGCGGGCCCGGCUGAGUGCCCGUGGCCCGCGCCUGGCGCCCGCAGCCCUAGCCGCACCCGCCGCGGACGGAGCCCAUGCGCGGGCCCAGUCGGUGCCCGCCCGCGCCCCCGCCCCGCCCCGGCCCCGGCCCCCGGGGCAGUCGCACCAGUGAACGGUGGGGCAGGAGCCCCCGACGAGCCGGGAGUGGCAGCCCCUUGGAGAGCGAUGACGGAGUAUAAGCUUGUGGUCGUGGGUGCCGGAGGCGUGGGGAAGAGCGCCCUGACCAUCCAGCUGAUCCAGAACCACUUUGUGGACGAGUAUGACCCCACCAUAGAGGACUCCUACCGGAAGCAGGUGGUCAUUGACGGGGAGACGUGCCUGCUGGACAUCCUGGACACAGCGGGUCAGGAGGAGUACAGCGCCAUGCGGGACCAGUACAUGCGCACGGGGGAGGGCUUCCUCUGCGUGUUUGCCAUCAACAACACCAAGUCCUUCGAAGACAUCCAUCAGUAUAGGGAGCAGAUCAAGCGGGUGAAAGAUUCAGACGAUGUGCCAAUGGUGCUGGUGGGGAACAAGUGUGACCUGGCCGCACGCACUGUUGAGUCUCGGCAGGCCCAGGACCUUGCCAGGAGCUACGGCAUCCCCUACAUUGAGACAUCCGCCAAGACCCGGCAGGGUGUGGAAGAUGCCUUCUAUACGCUUGUGCGAGAGAUUCGGCAGCAUAAGCUGAGGAAGCUAAACCCGCCUGAUGAGAGCGGCCCCGGCUGCAUGAGCUGCAAGUGUGUGCUCUCUUGACGCCAGGUGAGGCGGGGCCAGACAAGCGCCAGGACAGUGGCCCUGGUUGGCUAGACGAGCCUCCGUGUCUGCUCCGAUGUCUCCCUGCCGAUGAUCAGUGGCAUCCUUUGUGCCCACCCAGUCCCAGGCUUAGGACAUGGAGGAGCCGGAUGUGGGGAGGAGGUGCAGACGGAAGGAAGCAAGGAAGAAGGAGGGAAGGAAGGAAGGAAGCAAGUGCCACUGGAGCCCAGCCAGCCCAGGGACGGUGGACAGAGGUGACCAAGACCCUCGCAUGGAUGCUUUGCACAGACUGUCAUGAACUGUUCCAAAUGCCACAGGCACCCCGGUCCUUGACUCCCCUUCCAGCCCCCUUUGGGCCUCUAUUGGGUGCAGGUUGAAUCAGUAAAUUAUUUGACGGUCUUGA
Molecule: messenger RNA, 1182 nt
Organism: Dipodomys spectabilis (banner-tailed kangaroo rat)
Lineage: Eukaryota; Metazoa; Chordata; Mammalia; Rodentia; Heteromyidae
Gene: Hras
Product: HRas proto-oncogene, GTPase
Exons: 5
Coding region: 210-779 (189 amino acids)
Biological process (GO): cellular senescence; Ras protein signal transduction
Cellular component (GO): plasma membrane
Molecular function (GO): GTP binding; GDP binding; GTPase activity
Source: RefSeq, a predicted model, not a curated record